AGAAUCUGUAAACCUGUCAUAACAAAAGGAAAACUCAGGUUAUAAAACAUUCUAUUAAUUUAUGAAUUCAAUUUCCUUAUAAUAUGUGAUACGCAUUGUUGAUAUGACAAGGAAGUAACAAUUAUUGAAAUGUCUUCGGCUGCCCAAUUAGUGCAAAACGCUGUGGAAGCAGCCAGAAAAGCUGUGCAAUUCGAUCAAAGCGAAAAAUAUGAACCUGCUAUUUAUUUUUAUGAAACUGCUACCAGGUUAUUGGACCAAGCAGCCUCGCUUAGCAGUCCCGAAAAGAGUCCAUCUUUGAAGGAAAAAUCUGAGGAAUAUAAACGUAGAGCAGAAGAAUUGCAGGAAAUGAAAUUACCUAAAAAUACACUAGUUCAAAAUGACGAUGAAAAUACAUUGAAAAUUAAGAGAGGAUACUUUUUACUUCAACAAGCUAUAGAUGAAGAUGAAAGUGGCGAUAGAGAAGAUGCUAUUGAGUUAUACACGAAAGCUAUAGAGUACAUUACUCAGAACCCUACUUUAAUGCAAAGUGAUCUGAAAGAUCUGGCUUUGAGUGCUUUAGAAAGAGCUGAAAAUUUGAAAGGAAUAACAAGAACAUCUCCAUUGAUACCAAGUAUAUCGAAUGAACGUCAAUCUAUCCAAACACCAACAAAUUCAAACUAUCUCAGGCAAAAUCUACAUAGAGGAACCUCCGUCCAUCUUCAAGUAACUGGAAAUGAAACAUAUACAGAAGAAGAAAAAAAAGUGCUGUUAACCACUUCUAAGAUAAACAAACACGAUUAUGUACCAUUUAUGAGUAUAGAUUUGAAAGAAAGAUUUCAAUAUUCUAUUCCAUUUUCAGAUAAAGAUGGAUACCUUGCAUUGUCUCCUAAACAAAAACGAGAAUUUGCCACAUGGAUUAGACCAUCUGAUAUUUGUACAGAACCAUGCAUAGUACAUGGAAAUACACCAAACUAUCUGAAUAUCAAACAAACAAUUAUUUCUGAUUGUUCAUUUAUAGCAAGUUUGGCUGUAAGUGCUUCUUAUGAGACAAGAUUUGGGAGGAAAUUGGUCACUUCAAUUAUAUAUCCUCAAAGUAAAGAUAAAAAGCCGCUAUAUAAUCCAUUUGGAAAAUAUAUGGUAAAACUCCAUAUCAAUGGUAUUGCUAGGAAAGUUAUAAUAGACGAUUAUUUUCCUAUUAGUAAAUAUGGACAGCUACUUUGUUCGUACUCCAGUAACAAAAAUGAAUUUUGGAUAUCAAUUCUGGAAAAGGCUUACAUGAAGGUAAUGGGUGGCUAUGAUUUUCCUGGAAGUAAUAGUAAUGUUGAUUUGUAUGCACUGACGGGAUGGAUACCUGAGAGAAUGUCCCUCAAAGCAGAAGAUUUCAACAAAAAUGCUCUCUUUACAAGUUUAGAGUCAAGAUUGGCAAAAGGAGAUGUUUUAGUUACUGUGGCAACAGGGGAACUUUCAGACAAUGUUGCUGAAAGAAGUGGACUUGUAGCUACUCAUGCCUAUGCUGUAAUGGAUGUUAGAACAGUUAAUGGGGUUAGGUUGUUGAAACUCAAAAACCCAUGGUCGCACUUGAGAUGGAGGGGGAAUUAUUCUGAAUUAGACACUGUGCAUUGGACUCCAGAAUUACAAAAUCUUUUGCAUUAUGAUCCAAGUUGUGCAGCACAAUUUGAUAACGGGGUGUUUUGGAUUGAUUAUGAUAGUUUAUGUGCCUUUUUUGAUGUAUUUUAUAUGAAUUGGAAUCCGGAGUUAUUCAAGUAUACUUAUUGUAUUCACUCUUCAUGGAAUGCUGGGCUCGGUCCAGCUAAAGAUUUGUAUUCGGUUAGUUCAAACCCACAAUUUUCAAUAGAAGUCAGCUCAACUUCCUCUUCGGCUGCCGUUUGGAUAUUAUUAACUAGGCAUAUCACUGAUAUCGAUGACUUCAGAGAAAAUAAAGAAUAUAUCACUGUGUUUGUUUAUCAGACCAAUGGCAAAAAAGUCUAUUAUCCUUAUGAUCCACCACCAUACAUCGAUGGAGUCAAAAUAAACAGUCCUCAUUACCUCUGUAAAUUAAUAUUGCAAUCAACAAGUCCAAGAAGGUACACCAUUGUGAUAUCACAGUAUGAAAAAUCUCAAACAAUUUACUACACACUGAGAGCGUAUUCGACUUGCCCUUUCACUUUAACCAAAAUCGAAGACCAUUAUAAAUAUGAAAAACAGUUAACUGGAGAAUGGAAAGGAUUUUCUGCAGGUGGCUGCCCUAAUCAUCCUAUAACUUACAAGAACAAUCCAAAAUACAGACUCACACUUGGUUCGCCAACAAAUGAUAAUAAGAUUUUGGUGGAGCUAAAAGGGCCCAAACAGUACCAAAUUGGAUUUGACGUAACAAUCAACAAAAUAGACGACCAUGAUAGUUUUACUGCACCUUUUAAAUCCAAAUCAUCAGGAGCUUAUAGAUCUGGCUAUGUUGUAAUGGAGUUGGAUAAUAUACCAGCUGGUGUUCUCAUUUUAGUACCGUCCACAUUUUUACCAAAUCAAGAAGGGCCUUUCAUCUUGUCGGUGAAAAGUACAUGUUCUAUCGAUUUAGUACCGCUUUAAACUGUCGAUUUAGAAUAUUGAAUUAAAUGGAAGCAUCGAAGUUUUUAACACCAAUUUUUAACCACUCUACUGCCUGUGAUCACUGAAUAGAUAUAAAUUUUCAUGAAUUGUAUUGAAGUUAUUUGUAAUAUUGCUUUUAAUCGAAUAUUUUAUUUGCUGUUAUUGAAAUAAAUUUUUAUACAAUUAA
Harmonia axyridis is the source of this 2749-nucleotide messenger RNA. RefSeq names its product calpain-7-like. The coding region runs from base 130 to 2562 and encodes 810 amino acids. Gene Ontology annotation, biological process: proteolysis. Gene Ontology annotation, molecular function: calcium-dependent cysteine-type endopeptidase activity. The record is from RefSeq and is a predicted model, not a curated record. The transcript has 8 exons. NCBI's taxonomy places the organism in Eukaryota, Metazoa, Arthropoda, Insecta, Coleoptera, Coccinellidae.